CAUUAAUCAAGAUCAUUAUGGCUCGGAUCGCUGCUACCGCCAUCGCUGCGGCGGCAUUCUUCGUUAGGGUUUCACUUGGGGUCGACAAUGGCUUAGCUCGAACCCCUCAGAUGGGCUGGAACAACUGGAAUGCUUUUGCCUGUGACGUUUCAGAGGAGCUCAUUCUCGGUGCUGCAGACAAACUCGUCAGUCUUGGUUUCAGAGAUUUGGGAUAUACUUAUGUCCUCCUUGACGAUUGCUGGUCGGCCGGCAGGUCGGAGAAUGGCUCAUUGCAGCAUAACACCACCCGUUUCCCAAAUGGUAUGGCUGAUGUAGCGGACCAAAUCCACUCUCGCGGCAUGCGCUUUGGUAUGUAUUCUGAUGCUGGAAGUCUUACAUGUGGAAAGUAUGCUGGUUCUUUGGGUCAUGAAGACGUCGACGCAAAGACAUUCGCUUCAUGGGGCGUGGACUACCUAAAGUAUGAUAAUUGCUUCAAUGAAGGCCAAUCGGGAACCCCACUCAUCACAUAUAACCGAUACAAAAAGAUGAGUGUGGCUCUCAACUCAACUGGACGACCCAUUCUCUACUCAAUGUGCAAUUGGGGCGAAGAUUACCCAUGGAAGUGGGCCGAGACGGUGGCCAAUUCCUGGAGAAUAUCUGGAGACAUUGGCGAUUCCUUCCAAAGACCAGAUGCUCGAUGCCCUUGUGGCCCUGAUGAGGGUUACAACUGCGAUCUAGCUGGCUUCCACUGUUCAGCAAUGAACAUCCUUGGCAAGGUUACUUCUUUUGUUGACAAGGGCAUUCCUGGCGCUUGGAAUGACCUUGACAUGCUUGAGGUUGGAAACGGGGGUAUGACAGAUUCGGAAUACGUCGUCCAUUUCAGUAUGUGGGCCGCGGUCAAAUCACCAUUAAUUAUGGGCAAUGAUAUAAGAAGCCUCUCGCCGUCAAGCUUUUCCAUCCUCGCCAAUCCUGCCGUGAUUGCCAUCUCCCAAGAUCCGCUUAGUACAUCCGCCGUGCGGCGGUGGCGCUACCCGGUCGAGGAUGUUGACGAAUACGGCCAAGGUGAUAUUCAGCUGUGGAGUGGUCAAUUGGCUUAUGGAGACUAUGUUGUAGCGCUGCUCAACACUGGCAAUAACGCACGGAUAAUGAACGCAACCCUUGUAGACAUCUUCCGUGACGAAGGCCCCGGCGGGAAACCAAACUCUGCUCAGGCAUGGGAUGUCUAUGAUCUCUGGGCCGACCGCAUGAGCGAUGACACCGCAAACCUCAUUCUCAACAGCAAUGGAACAGCGCUACAGAACGGCACUGUUUCCCUGCCCUACAAUGCAACCAAGUUGUCCUAUGCAGACGGUCUCGCAAAGAAUACGACCGCAUUGUUGGGCAAAUACACCACGACGAUCCAGCCGCAGGGAACCUUGAAGGCCAAUGUUACUGGCCAUGGAAUUGGCUUCUAUCGCCUUCGCCCCCAUCUUGGGAGCCAGAAGAGAGAUGAAUUGUAGAGGGUUGCCUCGAAUGGAUGCCCAGGGGCAGCUAUUAGUACAGAUGGCACUGUGAAUAGGUUACUAGUCCCCAUUUUUCACGAUGGGAUACGUAAAUACCAGCGGUUCAAAUGUAGUAUAUUCUAGAUUUGGCUCCAAUGACCCAAAAUACGUGCCCAU
Messenger RNA from Xylona heveae TC161, 1637 nucleotides. Its product is annotated as glycoside hydrolase family 27 protein. Gene Ontology annotation, biological process: carbohydrate metabolic process. The record is from RefSeq and is a predicted model, not a curated record. Gene Ontology annotation, molecular function: alpha-galactosidase activity. NCBI's taxonomy places the organism in Eukaryota, Fungi, Ascomycota, Xylonomycetes, Xylonales, Xylonaceae. The transcript has 5 exons. Bases 18 to 1478 code for a protein of 486 amino acids.